Dioscorea cayenensis subsp. rotundata (Guinea yam) is the source of this 1570-nucleotide messenger RNA. RefSeq names its product probable transcription factor PosF21. The record is from RefSeq and is a predicted model, not a curated record. The coding region runs from base 202 to 1368 and encodes 388 amino acids. Gene Ontology annotation, biological process: regulation of DNA-templated transcription. The transcript has 4 exons. Gene Ontology annotation, molecular function: DNA-binding transcription factor activity. Gene Ontology annotation, cellular component: nucleus. Lineage: Eukaryota; Viridiplantae; Streptophyta; Magnoliopsida; Dioscoreales; Dioscoreaceae.
AUUUUAGUAUAUAUAUAUUUGGCUUCCCAUUUUGGAUUUGGAUUUCAUUUAUCAAAUUUGCCCCAAUUUCUCAAAUCUAUCCAACCAAAGGAACCAUUUUUCUUCUCUUCCAAUCUAUAAAGCUACCACCUUUAACCCUAAUUCUCACCAUUCUUAGGGUUUUUUAUUUUAUUUUAUUUUUUCUACUGCUGAUCCAUCGCCAUGGAGAACUCCGGCACCGCCGCCGGCACCACCGCCGGCGGCCUUCCUCCUCUGACAUCGCGCUUCACCGCUGCAUUUGGGGUGAAACCGGAGUCGCAACUGCCUUCUUCUCUGGACGGCGAUGCCGGUGGGCGAUUGUUCAGCAAGGACGUUAGCUCGAUGCCGGACCUCCCGCCGCGAAACCACGGCCACCGCCGGGCUCGGUCGGAGAUCCUCAGCCUCCCGGAUGACAUCAGCUUCGACAGCGACCUCGGCGUUGUCGGCGCUGAUGGACCUUCGUUGUCGGAUGAGACGGAUGAGGACGUGAUCUCCUUGUUCAUGGAUGUUGAGAAGCUCGCUGCUUCUUGUGCUGAGAGCUCUGGCAAGGCUCUGGUGGGGUUCCAGAUGGAGAAUGCGGCGUCGGAGUUGAAUGCGAGACCGAAGAUCAGGCACCAACAUAGUCUGUCUAUGGAUGGCUCAGCUUCGAUCAAGCCGGAGUUUUUGAUGCAGGGCAAUGAGGUACCGACGCUUGCUGAGACGAAGAAGGCCAUGUCAGCCCAGCAACUCGCUGAACUUGCUCGGAUUGAUCCAAAGCGUGCCAAGAGGAUUUGGGCAAAUAGGCAAUCUGCUGCAAGGUCAAAAGAAAGGAAGAUGCGCUACAUCCAAGAGCUUGAGAGGCGAGUGCAGACCUUGCAAACAGAGGCGACAACAUUAUCUGCUCAACUGACCAUGUUGCAGAGAGAUACCACUGGUUUGACUGCUGAAAAUAAUGAACUAAAACUGCGUCUGCAGACGAUGGAACAGCAAGUUCACUUACAGGAUGCUUUGAAUGAUGCGCUAAGAGAAGAAGUGCAACGAUUGAAACUAGCAACAGGCCAACUUAACAUGGUGUCCAACAGUGGGCAGAUGGUGGGUUUUGGAGGCUCCAACUAUGGACUCAAUCAGCAAUUCUUUUCACAGAAUCAAUCAAUGCAAUCACUUCUUGCAGCACAACAACUCCAGCAACUCCAGAUCCAUUCUCACCAGCAUCCACAACAGCAGCAGCAGCAGCAACUUUCUCAUCAGAAUCAGCUUCAGCAUCAACCUCAGCAGACACAGCAGCAAACAUCAAUGAAGACCAUGGGAGUCCUGAAUUCUCCCAACCAAAAUGAGACGUCAUCCAGUAGUAAUGCCGGCCCAAAGGAAUAAACAAGUCGUCAUGCGUCCCGUGCAGUGUUCUUUGUUAACAGACUUUAAUCUUAAAUCUUGAAUUUCAUAGAAGAACUAUAUGAGAUAUAACUUAUGAUGUCGUAGGAGAAGUCGAGUCAUGUUUUAUACUUUUAUGAGUUCAUGGACUUAUGCUUAAGAAUCUCCUUAAGAUGAUUACCUUCAUAGUUUAUGGUUUUAUCAA